UUAAUCUUAUUUUGUAUUUGAUGUAUGGAUAGAAAGUAGCAUUGUAGCAUGGCCAUGGAGCUCACAUUUCACUCAUCAAUCGCUUCUGUAAACGUCGCAAACCCAUCUUCAUCUUCUUCCACGCCAUUCUGCACCUAUGCUGUUCACCCUCUCCGAAACGGAACCAACAACUCUCGUUCCACUCACAGAAGAAAGAUCCCACGUUUGCGUAUCGGUAACCCUUCCACCCAACCUAAAUUGAACCAUCACCAAAGCCUCAGUCAACAUCAAAAUGCAGACUUGUCGCGUUUGCUUCAAGAGGGUAACCUCAAUCAAGUUUUGGAACUCAUGGGUCAAGGUGUUUUUGCUGAUUAUAGUGUUUACAUUUCCCUCUUGAAAUUAUGUGAGGAUUUGAAGUCACUUGAAUUAGGGAAAAAGGUUCAUGAUUUCGUCAGAAGAUCGCAAUUUGGAGGGGAUGUUGAAUUGGGAAAUGGGUUGAUUGGGAUGUAUGUGAAAUGUGGUAGCUUGAAGGAUGCGCGAAGGGUGUUUGAUAAAAUGCCUGAGAGAAAUAUCAGUUCUUGGAAUUUGAUGAUUAGUGGAUACACUGUGAAUGGCUUAGGGAAUGAUGGUUUGUUAGUUUUUAAGAGGAUGAAGCAACAAGGGAUAGCACCUGAUGAGGAAACUUUUGCGUCGGUUUUGGCUGCAUGUGUGUCGGUAGAAGCUGUGGAAGAAGGGUUAAUGCAGUUUGAAUCCAUGAAGGAAUAUGGAAUUGUUCCAAGCACGGAGCACUAUUUGGGGGUUGUUAAUGUUCUGGGAUGUGCUGGUCAGUUGAAUGAAGCUGAGGAGUUCAUUGAGAGUAUGCCAAUUGAAGUUGGAGUUGAGUUUUGGCAGGCUCUUCGAAACUUUGCAAGAAUUCAUGGAGAUUUAGAACUUGAAGAUCGUGCUGAGGAAUUGUUAACUGCUCUUGAUCCUUCAAAAGCUGUUGCUGAUAAAGUGACUGCACCUCAUAGAAAGAAGCAUUCUGCAAUUAACAUGCUGGAGGAGAAGAAUAAAGUGGCCGAAUAUCGGUGUAAUAUGCCCUAUAAAGAAGAAGGUGAUUUGAAAUUGAGAGGCUUAACCGGGCAGAUGAGGGAAGCAGGUUAUGUUCCUGAUACAAGAUAUGUUUUGCAUGAUAUUGACGAGGAGGAAAAGGAGAAGGCUUUGCAGUAUCAUAGUGAGCGUUUGGCAGUUGCUUAUGGUCUCAUCAGUACUCCGCCGAGGACUACGCUUAGAAUCAUCAAGAAUCUACGCAUAUGUGGAGACUGUCACAAUGCGAUCAAAAUUAUGUCAAAGAUUGUUGGAAGGGAGCUCAUUGUGAGGGACAACAAGAGAUUCCAUCAUUUCAAAGAUGGGAAAUGUUCCUGUGGAGAUUAUUGGUAGUGUGGUUAAAAUAAUUCUCAAAUGUAGAUACUCUGAUAAUUUAUUACUAUAGGUUGUUUUUGUUUCCUGCUAAAAUAUGUAAGGUUCAAACCCAUGUUUGAAAAGAUCAAACAAAGUUUUGUUUCAUCUAUGAAUUAACCUAUGUAUCUUA
Lathyrus oleraceus (garden pea) is the source of this 1549-nucleotide messenger RNA. Its product is annotated as pentatricopeptide repeat-containing protein At2g15690, mitochondrial. Gene Ontology annotation, molecular function: protein binding; RNA binding; zinc ion binding. The record is from RefSeq and is a predicted model, not a curated record. The coding region runs from base 49 to 1398 and encodes 449 amino acids. Gene Ontology annotation, biological process: RNA modification. NCBI's taxonomy places the organism in Eukaryota, Viridiplantae, Streptophyta, Magnoliopsida, Fabales, Fabaceae. The transcript has a single exon.